GUAUGGUAUUAUAUACCUGACUGCCGGCACAGACUGUGUGUGUUGUUUGUGUUGUCUACUCUUGGUCUUUUACUCUUACUUUGUAAUGAUGAUGUGAUGUGCUCCUGGUGAUGUUUGUUGGUAUACAGUUCUAAAGAGUUGACUCGAGAGUGGGAUCAACCAUCGGCAAAAGGUACCUGAAUAAAAAAAAAAGGAAAGAGAAGAAAGAGAGAAAAAAAUAUUUACUGAGAGAUCUCGAGAACACUUUCAACAACGCAGUUUACAUCAAGACAUCAUGAAGACACCUUACUAUUUAUCUUCCUACAAAUCUUUUGUGUUUUUAUUUUUCUUAAUUGCACAUUGUUGUGAUGGUGAGGAUUACUACGGCAAGUUAAUUGGCAAAUUAUCGGAGUUAAAUCAUGGUCUAAGCGGUGAAGUUUAUGCGGUCGAUGCCAGGACAUUGUUUAUCAAGGAUUUCAACUACGAUGGUGAAGGUCCUGCCGCCUAUUUUUAUGCCGGAAAUUCUCGAGCGCCGAUAAUAAAUGGAUUUAGAAUCCGUGAUGAAAAAGGUAAUACCGGACCAUUGAAACAAUAUCGAAAGAAGAAAAUUACUCUGACAUUACCGGAAGGAAAGACCUUGAAAGACAUCAAAUGGUUUUCCGUAUAUUGCGACGCCUACUCAGUUAACUUCGGUGAUGUAAGAAUACCUCGAGGUUUUGAUUUUCCAAAACCCCAAAAAUUGGCAGGAUUGAACGGCGUUCAUGGUGUUCGUUCCGAUCCAGUUGUUGUUGUUGAUGCUCAAACAUUAUUGGUACCUUCUUUUUCAUACGACGGAGAAGCUCCAGAUGCAAAAUUUUGGGUUGGUUCCGGAGCCCAUCCAUCAUCAAACGGGAUUCGAUUACCGGAUGAAAAUGGCAGAGAAUCACCAUUGCGUGCUUUUGAUCGCAAAACAAUAGUACUCACGCUACCCGGAGAUAUUACUAUUCAUCAAUUGGGCCAUUUUGGUAUUUGGUGUGAGGCAUUUACCGUAGACUUCGGUCAUAUACAAAUUCCUUCCAACCUCAAUGUACCACCGUCACUCAAGAUGCUUGGCAUUUCACCUCAGUCGAAAUUAAAUUGUGAAGUACUCGACGAUAAUUUAACAUUUGAGGUAAGAUGGGCCGUUGCUGGUGAAAGUAUAGUUAUACAACUUGUCUCACGUUUAGAUGACAAUAAUUACAUGUCAUUCGGGUUGUCAGCUAAUCCAGAGCGUAGUCUGAUGGUGGGCGGUGAUGUUGUAGUGGCCUGGGUUGACAAAGAGACAUUGCAAGGGUACGCGAUUGAUUAUAUACUAGACGGUAAAUCACAAUGUUCUGGUAAACGUGGUAGUUGUCCGGAUACUCGUAUACAGGACUCAACAAAUUCAAUACGUUUACUAAACGCUGCAAUGGUAAAUGGCUACAGCAUAAUAACAUACCAAAGACCAUUAAAAGCGUCCGAUGAAUUGGAUCUCGAGAUAAAAACAAACCGUUCCCAAGCAAUUAUUUGGGGUAUUGGUCCAUUAAAUGAAAGAAAUGAGGUCAGCUUCCACACUCACUAUCUCAAGAGCGACAAAUUAAUUGAAUUUGGACGACCUGCCGCCUGGAAUUGCCCAAUGCCUGAGACCGAUGACGAUCAAUAUGAAGAAGACUUCUCUAGUCUUCCGAAGAAACCAACCACUGAUACUCAAGCCAGUAACACCAACAAUAAUCAUAACCGUAAUCAUAGUCAUGAUCGUAAUAAUAGAAAUAAGAACAGUCCGAGACCGACCGAAGAUAUCAGCAGUUUUACCAACACCACCGGUAACAGCAAUCACAAGCAAAAUGUUGAAGAAGAUAUUCCAGUAAAGCCAACCACUCGUCGGCCAACUUCCCGACCUAGAACUUAUACAGCUACUCCAGCACCCGCAUCGACUGCCAAUGCGUGGGAAAUUCCGCCCAUUCAGUGUUAUGAACCAGAAGAUGGUAACUUUUAUGCGCAGCUAGGUCCUACUGGUGGUAAACAUGGUUACCCGGCAAUAACAGGUCACGUUGGUUGGGGAGUUUCUUGGUACAUAAACGGUUUAUUAAUACCCGAAAUAAACGUAGUUCGUGGUCGUGAAUAUACCUUCGUAAUAGAAGCUGGAGAUGACCCCGAUAUACCCGCCAAGUACCAUCCAUUCUACAUAACCGACGAUUCAGUUGGUGGUUACAUGCACAAGAGUCCCGAAGAACGUGCUAAGGUCAAAAUAUUUGCUGGAGUUGAACGUCGAGGUUCUAACUUAGUACCAACCGGUGUUGGGCAGUAUUGCAGUUGGGUCCAUGACCCCAACGCACCGGAAGCUGAUAGUUAUGCUUCUUUCGGUGCAUUCCAACGUUCUUUAACACUUAUCUGCGAACCGGGUACUCCCGGCUUCAUCAGAUGGACUCCCGAUAAAGACACUCCAAACACUGUUUAUUAUCAGUGCUUCACUCAUCGUUACCUAGGUUGGAAAAUCAACGUCCUCGACAGCUGUGAUGAACCCGAAGGAUCAGCAUCCCAAACCCACCAAUCUUACGUGCUACCCGAUUCUCAAGUUGAUGAAAGCGUCCCAACACCUACUAAGAUACACGUGGUGGAAUCUAUAACCAAAACAUAAAAUUAACGAUACCGAGAAAUCCAAA
Cotesia glomerata is the source of this 2639-nucleotide messenger RNA. It is a transcript of the gene Skeletor, whose product is annotated as protein Skeletor, isoforms B/C. The record is from RefSeq and is a predicted model, not a curated record. The coding region runs from base 275 to 2614 and encodes 779 amino acids. Lineage: Eukaryota; Metazoa; Arthropoda; Insecta; Hymenoptera; Braconidae. The transcript is spliced from 11 exons.